GAGAGGGAUCAUGGACUGAGUUAGGUCCAUUUUUUUCCCCUGUUUCACUCUGGUUCGUGGGAAAUGUCCGGGUUAGAGUUUCCUAAAGAUUCAUUCAGACGGAGGCUCCUCGAUCCGGAUCACAGAGACCUCCAGGAGCACACAGGGUCCGGACACAAAGAGGAGCUUCACCGCCGAGGAGAGCUGCUGGAUGAGACUCUACCAGCUGAGAUCAAGCUGCAGAGAGAAGUGUUUCCUGAUGACGUCCAGCAGCUGUUGGUGGGAAACGAAGAGUCUCCUGAAGAGCUGGAGUGGAGCUCCAGUCUGGACCAGGAGGACAUUAAGCCCCUGCUCAUUAAAGAGGAACAGGAGGAAGUCUGGAGCAGUCAGGAAGGAGAGCAGCUUCAAGGACUGGAGGAGGAGGAUGCCAACAAGUUCCCAUUCACUGUUGUCUCUGUGAAGAGUGAAGAUGAUGAGGAGAAGCCUCAGUCCUCUCAGCUUCAUGAUAGAAAAACUGAACAUGUAGAAACUGGAGCUGAUGAAGAGGAAUGUGAAGGAUCAGAACCAGACACAAACUCAGAUCAUGAGGAGGGUUUAGAAGGAGACAUUGAGGUUGAGCUUGAAGACUCCUCUGAAGAGGAGACUGAUGACACAAGUGGAGACUCCUCUGAGGCUGAGACUGAUGACAGUGAGGAUUGGAAGAAGACCGCAGAGCACCACAUGGGAUUAAACUCUGCAGAACAUAUCAAAGAGAGGAGAUCAAGGAAGGAGAGGAAAGUAUAUAAGUGCGCCCAGUGUGGCAAAACAUCCAAAAAGAAACACAACAUGACCACACACAUGAGAGUUCACACGGGAGAGAAACCCUUCAACUGCUCUGACUGUGGGAAAAGGUUCGCUCGCAAAGAUAGCAUGACCCGACACAUGACGAUCCACAAAGGACGGGAAAGUUUCACCUGCUUCAAAUGUGGGAAAACGUUCAUCCACAAAGGGAACCUGAUCACACACAUGACCAUUCACACGGGAGAGAAACCCUUCGGCUGCCCCUGCUGUGGUAAAACCUUCACCAGGAAAGGUUAUUUGACUGAUCACAUGAAGAUCCACACGGGAGAGAAACUGUUCCAAUGCCCUGAGUGUGAGAAAAGAUUUAACUAUAAGAGAAGUCUGACUCAACACAUGACCAUUCACACCGGGGAGAAAUCUUUAAGCUGCUUUGAAUGUGGUUUAAGAUUCAACCGUAAGAAACAUCUAAACCAGCACAUGACGGUUCACACGGGAGGGAAACCCUUCAGCUGCUCUGUGUGCCAGAAAAGUUUUAAGCUCCAAGGUCACCUCACCAAUCACAUGAGGAUCCACACGGGAGAGAAACCCUUCAGCUGCUCCGAGUGUGGAACGAGCUUUAACCAAAAGGGUAAUCUGACCGCACACAUGACGGUUCACAUGGGAGAGAAACCUUUCAGCUGCCCUCAGUGCAGUAAAAUGUUCACCAGGAAGGGGAACCUGGUGGUCCACAUGAGGAUUCACGGGGGAGUGAAAGCGUUCAGCUGCUCUGAGUGUGGAAAAGGAUUUAACCAUAAGACUAAUCUGACAGCUCACAUGGCGCAUCAUGCAGGAGAAAAACUCCCAGAUUAAAAAUGUUCUAUGACUUUUUUAUUUAUGUCCACAAACACCUGAAACACACAGCUAAGUGUCCCGCCUUACCCUCAAACUUUCCCUUCUGUGUGACUGAUCUUUGGAUAUUAUUCAUCAACAGCGCCUUUCAGAAAGACACUCAAAGAACUGUUGUGUGGUUUGAAACCUAUCACUUGGUAUUCCCUUAUCAGAGAAGGUGACCCACGUGUGACCCACUUGUUGUGAGAAGGUUCAUAAUUAACACAAGACGUCAAAAAAAACAGAGGGCAUCCAGAUCGUCUGAUCGCCAAAUUCCAGCAGAUCCGUGUCCGGUCCAUCUCCGAUCCGUCACAGCACCGGAUCUGAUAGGUUUCUAUUCUAGUCAAUGCGUUAACUUCCUCUGGAUC
This is a messenger RNA of Notolabrus celidotus (New Zealand spotty), 1994 nucleotides long. RefSeq names its product gastrula zinc finger protein XlCGF57.1-like. The coding region runs from base 64 to 1608 and encodes 514 amino acids. The record is from RefSeq and is a predicted model, not a curated record. Gene Ontology annotation, molecular function: DNA-binding transcription activator activity, RNA polymerase II-specific; RNA polymerase II cis-regulatory region sequence-specific DNA binding. The transcript has 2 exons. Lineage: Eukaryota; Metazoa; Chordata; Actinopteri; Labriformes; Labridae. Gene Ontology annotation, cellular component: nucleus. Gene Ontology annotation, biological process: regulation of transcription by RNA polymerase II.